AUGGCGAGGAUUGUGAGGAUGGUGGCUCUGUGUGCCACGUUCGUGGCCAGUAGCGCGCAAAGCUGUGGAGAGCGUUUGCCGGGUAUCUACCGUUCCUGUGCCUAUGAGUGUGCGCCGUACGAAGGCCCAACACCUUCGGAGUGCUGCGACAAAUGCCGCAGCAACACUGAUUGCUUGGGGAUUUGCAUUGCAAAGGUCCCUGGUGUUGGCUCGUAUCCUGGUGGCCAGGGAGACAUCGUGGAUGGCCCUGGCCACUGUGUGGUUGAGAAUGGCGUCAACAGCUCCGACGAUGACGAUUGCCAUAUGCCACUCUCCGAACUUGAAUUGCAGAAUGGCCAGCUCAUCUACACCCGGGGUAGGAGCAACGACUUGGGCCGACCUGGUCGCUGCUCCGCUGAUCCCUACUUCCGCGUGGCCGGGAAGGAGCUCGUGAUGUCAGGGGGACGCUCGGUCUCCUCGGUGGGGGAUUGUUGUGAUCUCUGCGCUUCCACUCCAGGCUGCGGAGGCUGGACGGUGGAGAUGGCCCAGUCACCGUGGCAGUGCCGGCUUUUUGAGGCGGACUUCCGUAGAGAACCCUGCCACAAGUGCUACUCCGGGCUCAAGGCGUUUGCUGUGCAAGUCUGA
This is a messenger RNA of Symbiodinium sp. CCMP2456, 624 nucleotides long. The record is from the annotation of a GenBank genome assembly. Lineage: Eukaryota; Dinophyceae; Suessiales; Symbiodiniaceae.